This is a messenger RNA of Dicrocoelium dendriticum, 3621 nucleotides long. NCBI's taxonomy places the organism in Eukaryota, Metazoa, Platyhelminthes, Trematoda, Plagiorchiida, Dicrocoeliidae. The record is from the annotation of a GenBank genome assembly.
GAGUUUGAUUCCGGGGCUUAUCACUGCACUGGUCGCCUAUCCGACGGGGGCUAUCUUCGUACAAGUUCAAGACCACAUUUUUUGCUUGGCAACGGAACUGGCAUAGUUCUAGGGUACCGCACUUCCGGCAACCCUAAUCUUUGGUAUACUGGUGGGCACACAAUAUAUUUACAUGAGACUAUUCAUCUACGGUGUAUCUCUUGGACAACCGACCAUGAAAUGCGAUAUGCUGUGCAGCUACUUGUCGGCCAGAAAACAUCUGUACCGGUCACACGAAUGACUCACACGAGCCACCCGGAAGGUCUCAUAGUACAGAGUGUAGAUUAUACUGAGGUAGCCUCCCUGAACACAAAACUGCAACAGAUAACUUGCCUCACAGUAAGCCGGAAACACAAGAGUCAUCAACGUGUUGUCGUUACUCUUCCUGGUGUAGAGUGUAAACCACCGAGUGAAGUUACUUUUGAACCCUCGGUACUGAGAGCACUUCGUCAAUCCGAGGAAGUACGAUGUUUCGCUAUUCAAACAUGCAUUGGGUUGCACUACAGGUGGCAGUGGUUAGCGGGACCGAUACCGCAGAGCACAGUCAGUGAGGGCAAUCUGAAUACCAUUAUUAGCAUCAGUGGAAACAGACUGCCUGUAUCUUCUCUGGGUUCAAGCGGAACGUACAUUUUCACGUGUGUCGUCACUUGUACAUGCGGGGUAGUUACCCACACCAUUUCGGCUAAUCGACAAAUUACAGUGCUGCCAAUGUUGAGCUCUGGAAGAGAGAAGCUGGAUGACAGUGUGGCACAUAGACAUUCCCAGUAUCAGAAUCCUCCUAAUUUAAAUGUACUCACGACGCAGCACGUGAACAAUCAGGCUGUAAUCAAGAGCACACCAAAACCUAACGCAACGAUAAAAUCGGAAAUGGUUGCGAUAUCAAGGAAUUUUGAGAAACCGGUUGAGUCGAAAUUUUUAGACUGUCCAUCAUCAUCUCACCUUGAGGAGCAAAAACCUAAGGCCCACACUUUGUUUCUCGGCUCCCCGAAUCGCAACACUGUAAGGCAUUGUGAUCUCUGUGCCCUCCGACGAACGCAUCAGCAACUCACUGCUAUAACCUUACCGGAUAGGAGAUUUCGGCGUUUCGAACAACAUGAUGAACCCUGGUAUGUGUGGCGAUAUAAGUGGAGGUUGCCUGGCGAUUCACACCAGCUCAGCAAUACGGUUAAAGGUAUGUAUCGUAUUCUACUGUAUCUACGUCAGGCCAAAGGCCGUGAUCACGGGUGGCCUCCGAAGAUGGGGCAUGAGCUGACGCAUGAUAAGGAAGGAAAUAGGCCGACAAUGUCGGAACCGUUGACAGAAAAGUGCCGUCAACAAGCGAUAUAUCCUCAGACCAUUGACAAAAGUGAGGGGAAUUCACAUGUAAGCAUAACUGACCAGCCAAAUGAGAAUGAGUAUCCGCCGUGGAAUGGUAGACAAAGUAGGCGUCUUUGUUCUGUAGCUGGAGAACAAGAUCGAUUGGGUUCGCAUCCCACUCGUACUAUGUGUCUUAGAGAGAGGCAUAACAACAGUAGGUAUUUCCGGUCAACCUCACAUGGCACAGGACGGCUUUUGCCUGUGUCAAGCAAACGUGGUCAAUGGGAGGGUGUAGAAGGCUCCCGACGUAAACAAAGAAGGCUUGUGCUCUCAAUUGGAGAAGCAUAUCCGGUAGAUAAUAUAGACUGGACCGGCGAGGAACCGCUGCCAACUGGCCAGUUUGUCUCCUUAGAUACAUUGGUUGAUAACCAACUGAGCAUGACUGAUUCCCGUAAAAAUGUGAAGAAGCCGCUAUCGCGACACAAAACCAAGUACAGUAGAAAUAUUACCGGCAGACAGGAGCGAAUCUUGGCCCCAACUGACCGAAUCAGGCAGCAGGAACAACCGGAACUCAUCAGACGCACUGAGUGUUUGAGUUUGGAGCAUCCAUUUAAUUUGCAUACUUUACCGCAAUUGAAGGAACAAUUGUCGCUGCAAAACUGUGUGGAAAUAGGUGAUGUUUCUAGUUCAUUUAGCAAACCCUUAUUAAAUGAUACGCAAUUCGGUACGAGAAGAUGUCAAUUCAUGGAGAGGCAAAGUUUGGAGGUGUACUUACAUGAAAAACACUGGGGGAAAACCCCCUGUUGGAGAAACCUGGUUACUCGGAGUGAAAGUAGACUCCAUCACAUACCCAGGAAUACAUUGCACAGGUCUGAGCAGGAUAAGAGCGAUGCAAACUCUGAACAUACCACUCCAUGGGGACAAAAAGAGCGCUCCGAGACUUUGCUUUCCAUAACACAAGGAAAGGAGGACAGGCAAGACUUAGAAGACCUGCAGCCAUUAUCUGAGCUGCUCAUACGACCCAACUUUAUCCAGCUACCGGGAACCGUCACGGUUCUCUGUCCCAGCGAACCACCCACUAUAACAGAUAAGCACUGUGUCGAAAUCCAGUGGUACCGUUUGAGCACUCUCAGUGGUGUUAGAACCUUUCUUGCAGCUAUCUCCUUGGAGCAAAGAAAUAUACGUACACGACGAAUGGGUGAAUUACGCGUUGAAGUAGCUUUAUCCUAUCCACCCCACAAAAGACCACAUUGGUACACACUAGACCUAACACACCUUCAGCUACAUGACUACGGGUAUUAUACUUGUGUAUGCCGAUACCAUUCGAAGUUACCUGAAAGUGGUGAAUUGCAAGUUGUAAGAAGCUCAGUUAGACCACUGUGUAUUCUGGCUGAGCAGCCUAGGCCGGAGAUUAGGAUUGCACGUUACACUAACGACAAAUUACAUGAACUACAUGUUAGCAUAAACACCACCAGUGGAAUCAACGCAAAACAACACCCGCUCAUUCGACACACCCUCGAGUGCUUCAGACUCGGAGACUACGUUGUCGUGUACUGUGAGACAGCACCGUAUCGUGUAUUCUGUGAAUUAGAGGACGAGAUUGCCAAUGGAUCGCGACUGAUUGAAACACGAACUUACGCAAGCUUUUAUUUUAAACUUAAUCGAAUGGAAUGGCACAAAAUAGAUCUGGCAAAAGCAAGUACCCACAUUCCAUCAUUAUGGAACGUACGUCCUAAGGUGUUUGCAGCGGAGUCAAGCACUUGGCAGAUGCGUGUUACAGAACAACAGAAUUAUGGUUUUCUGGUGUGCAACUCACUUCCAAGAGUUCGUAAACCGUUGCUCAACCAAUUUCGCUAUUUCAACUGGUUGGCACAACAGCUUGAGCCAACCCGGGUCGCUAGCAGUACACGCAGGUCGGUCGUUGUGCGUCUUUGUAUAACUGCGCCAGAGAAUAUGAUGUACAUUCACCCAACGCCAAGCAUUGGAAAGGGGCGAAGGUUAGGUAUAGUCAACCUCGAACCAAAACACACGAUCAGUUGCUCAGCCCCUCACAACUCCGUUAGAUGGAUGAACAUGACGAUAUACCCGGUCGUGGAGGACAAACUAAAAGUGGCCGAAGAACAUGGCUUGGUUGCCUUGUCCGAAUGGAUAGACAGAGCAAGAGCUUCUGUCCACUGGCUACAAAACAUGCGUCCAAAUCACAUAACGGCCUUUGUUCCAGCAAGUGGUCAGUCCAGUGGUCCUCAUUUCGUCACGUGUGCAGUGCUCGGAACCAAUCUCAGCCGA